AUGGGUACCAAAGGAAAUGCCAAACCGGCUCGCAGGCCGCGGAAGGUGAAAGAUGAAGAGGAUGGUGAAAUAUCCGAAGCCGAGUCCCAACACUCUCUGCAAUCCGCAGCCAUGUCCGAGUCCGACUCCGAGGCGGGAGAUGCCAGUGAUGAAGAAGACGGCGCCAUCUUUCCUUAUGACAAGCUAUACUACUCUGCGAAGGAGAAGCAGGAGAUCUCGGCGAUGCCCGAGAUCCAGCGCGAGGAGUUGCUCUCCGAGCGUGCCCAGCAAGUUGAUCGCCACAAUCAGGAUCUGGCCUUGCGUCGCCUCCUAGCCUCGCGAGAGCGUGACGAACAGCGUAAAGCUAAGCGCAAGGCCGGCUCUGCCGGCUUGGACGAGAACCAGCGGAAGAGCUCCCGACAGAAGACGACUCUGGGCGGCCGUAAAGUGGGAGAAACCUCUGCUGCUAUCGACGCCUAUAAGCGCCAACGUGAACAGAAGGGCAAGCGAGAUGAAUUGCGCCGCCGCGAUACCCCUCAAUCUCACCGCCGAUCUCGUUCUGUUGGCUCUGACAUGUCUGACGAGGAUGCUGAGGCCGAAAGCGACCUCGAAUUGGAUAAUCGCCGUUCACCCUCCAUCCCCAAAGAUGACCCCCCUGCUGAACUUCGUGAUCUUCAGCGUGCUCGUGUUGGACGAAGCAACUUUGCUCAGGUCUGCUUCUAUCCCGGGUUCGAAGAUGCUAUCAUCGGCUGCUACGCUCGUGUCAACAUUGGACCUAAUGCGGAAACUGGCAUGAAUGAGUACCGCAUCUGCUUGAUCACAGGCUUCACCACGGGAAAGCCGUACGCUUUGGAGGCUACGAAUGGUCGGCCUUUUGUUACUGACCAGUAUGCCAAGAUGGCACAUGGCAAGGCCAUCCGCGAGUUCCCUUUCAUCGCCUGUUCCGACUCUGCGUUCACAGAGACUGAGUACAAUCGCUACCGAAAGACACUAGCUGUUGAGGAUGGCAAAAUGGCCACUCAGGCAAAACUGGCCUCCAAGGUCGCAGACAUCAAUCGGCUGAUCAAUCACCACUUCACAGCCGCUGAACUGAACGAGAAGUUGCGCAAGCAGGGUGCCUUUGACUCCAAGAAGGACGUUCUUCGCCGGGUUGACCUGGAGCGUGACCUCAAGAAUGCCAAGGCAAAUGGCGAUGAAGACGAAGUCGAGAAGCUGCAGAAGGAACUGGACAAGAUCCUUAACCCCAACCUCUCCUGGGGUACAACACUUAUUAAGCCAGCAGCCGACAAGACGCUCUCGGAGGCAGAGCGUGUCCACCUGAUCAAUCUCCGCAACCAGAAACUCAACCACGAGAAUGUUCGUCGUGCUCAAAUUGAGGAGCGCAAGGCCGCUCGCAAGGCUGCCGCCGCAGUUGCCCGUGGCGAGGCUUCUACCGAUCCUUUCAUGCGUGUUCGAACCAUCGCCAAGACUCACCACGAUCUCUCCGACAAGCAAAAGGAAGAGAUCGUGCCUGCUGAUGGCAGUCCUGCCGAUACCCCCAAGGAAGCCUCCAAGGCUAGCACUCCGUCGGUGGUGACUCCCAACUCCGGUCUGACCCCGAAGAAGCCCAAGAGCGGGUUUAUGAUCAGCUACCGCAAGAACGACGACGAGGCCAUCGGAGAUAUGGACCUAGGCAUUGACAUCGACAUUUAG
Messenger RNA from Penicillium atrosanguineum, 1671 nucleotides. Its product is annotated as RNA polymerase-associated protein. The coding region runs from base 1 to 1671 and encodes 556 amino acids. The record is from RefSeq and is a predicted model, not a curated record. Gene Ontology annotation, molecular function: RNA polymerase II C-terminal domain phosphoserine binding; DNA binding. Gene Ontology annotation, cellular component: Cdc73/Paf1 complex. NCBI's taxonomy places the organism in Eukaryota, Fungi, Ascomycota, Eurotiomycetes, Eurotiales, Aspergillaceae. The transcript is spliced from 3 exons.